Solanum pennellii is the source of this 4130-nucleotide messenger RNA. Its product is annotated as protein FAR1-RELATED SEQUENCE 5. The record is from RefSeq and is a predicted model, not a curated record. Gene Ontology annotation, molecular function: zinc ion binding. The transcript is spliced from 2 exons. Bases 441 to 2696 code for a protein of 751 amino acids. Gene Ontology annotation, biological process: regulation of DNA-templated transcription. NCBI's taxonomy places the organism in Eukaryota, Viridiplantae, Streptophyta, Magnoliopsida, Solanales, Solanaceae.
AUAAAUUUCUGAAUUCUAAGCUACCACAUAGGCGGGUGUAAGACUAAGGUUAAAGAAUAAUUUUAGACCUGCUCCGACUAUUUUUGUCGAGCAGGAGCUGGGAAAGUGAGCGGAACAGAAGACCCUUACUCAUCCGCAUAGCUAAUUUCGUUCGUUCGUGGUUCUUCUUUUCUUCUCCUCUCUUUGAGUGAAAUUAGUGGUUUGCUGCUAUGCGACCAGAUUUUCUAGGGAUUCCUUUUCUUCGCCUAACAUUUUGCCCCAACCCUAAAAUUUUCACCGUCAAGAUAGUAGCCUGAACUGCGGUAUCCAUUUUUCUUUCCUCUGUGUUAAUUACUAACACAUACUCCAUGUCUUAGGCCAUAAGAACACAGUACCCCUGCCAUUCUAUGCAUAUAUAUAAGGUGUAACUGGAAAGCGAACUUCUCGUCUCCCUAAGGAACAUGGAUAAUGAGGUAAUCGAGUUUGAUAUAGGCUUAGGAGGUGGAGGUGGGAGCGAGGACGGGGAUGGAGAUGAUGUUCUUGACGAGGGGAAUGUCGCCAACUGUUCUCUUGUUAUUGAUGGAAAUGUUGCAACAGUUCGAAGUUACUCUCCUCAAGGGGACCUCGACCUUGAACCAUAUGAGGGCAUGGAAUUUGAAUCUGAGGAGGCUGCCAAGGCGUUUUAUAACUCCUACGCACGCCGUGUUGGCUUCAGCACCCGCGUCAGCUCCUCCCGUCGGUCCAGGAAGGAUGGAGCCAUCAUUCAGAGGUCGUUUGUCUGUGCCAAAGAAGGAUUCCGCAAUUUGAAUGAGAAACGUACCAAGGAUAGAGAAAUUAAGCGACCGCGUACUGUCACCCGGGUUGGCUGCAAGGCCGCUCUCUCUGUCAAGAUACAGGACUCUGGUAUGUGGGUGGUCUCUAACUUUGUCAAGGAGCACAAUCACGAGCUGGUUCCCCCUGAUCAGGUCCACUGUCUCCGCUCCCAUCGUCAAAUUUCUGGUCCUGCCAAAACCCUAAUAGAUACCUUGCAGGCUGCUGGUAUGGGUCCCCGCAGGAUUAUGUCUGCCCUCAUUAAAGAGUAUGGUGGUAUCAGCAAAGUUGGUUUCACAGAGGUAGAUUGUCGUAAUUACAUGCGGAACAACCGCCAAAGGAGCAUGGAAGGAGACAUACAGCUCCUCUUAGACUACCUGAAACAAAUGAAUAUCCAGAACGCUGGAUUCUUCUAUGCAGUUCAGGGUGAUGAGGAUCAGUGCACUGGGAAUGUCUUCUGGGCUGACUCUAAGGCAAGAGCAAAUUAUAACUAUUUUGGUGAUACUGUUACAUUUGAUACAACUUAUAGGUCAAAUAGGUACCGGUUACCCUUUGCACCCUUUACUGGAGUAAAUCAUCAUGGACAACCUGUUCUCUUUGGAUGUGCUUUCCUAAUAAAUGAAUCAGAAGCCUCAUUCAUAUGGCUUUUUAAGACAUGGCUUGCAGCUAUGUCUGGUCAACCCCCCUUGUCAAUGACAACAGACCAUGAUGCUGUAAUUAGAUCUGCCAUCAUGCAGGUUUUCCCUGAGACCCGUCACCGUUUCUGCAAAUGGCACAUCUUCAAGAAAUGCCAGGAGAAGUUGUCACAUGUCUUCCUUGAGCACCCAAAUUUUGAAGCAGACUUCCACAAAUGUGUCAAUUUGACAGAGACUACUGAGGAAUUUGAAUCCUGUUGGCUUUCUCUUGUUGACAAGUAUGAGCUCAGGGAUCAUGAUUGGCUUCAAGUGAUAUACUUAGAUCGCACACAAUGGGUGCAAGUAUAUCUCCGUGAUGCUUUUUUUGCAGAAAUGUCCAUAACUCAGCGUAGUGAUAGCAUGAACUCGUAUUUUGAUGGUUAUGUGAAUGCGUCAACUAAUCUAAAUCAGUUCUUCAAAUUGUAUGAGAAAGCUGUGGAGAGCCGUACUGAAAAAGAAGUCAAAGCUGAUUAUGAUACAAUGAGUACAUUUCCAGUUUUGAAGACCCCUUCUCCAAUGGAGAAGCAAGCAUCCGAGGUUUACACGAAAAAGUUAUUUAUGAGAUUUCAGGAGGAGUUGGUUGCCACUCUAACUUUCAUGGCGAACAAAGUUGAGGAUGAUGGACUAGUUACCACUUAUCAAGUUGCUAAAUUUGGGGAUGACCACAGUGCUUACUAUGUAAGAUUUAAUGUUUUAGAAAUGAAAGCUACUUGUAGCUGCCAGAUGUUUGAGUUCUCAGGACUUCUUUGUCGACACGUUUUAGCAGUGUUCAGAGUGACAAAUGUUCUGACUCUUCCUUCUCAUUACAUCCUCAAACGAUGGAGCCGAAGUGCAAAGAGCAGUGUUGCAUUGGAAGACCGCGUUGCUGAUGUAAUCAAUUAUUAUUUGGAAUCACAUACUGUUCGAUAUAAUAUGCUGAGACAUGAAGCAUUUAAGUUUGUGGAGGAAGGGGCAGAGACUGUUGAUUCUUAUACUGUGGCAAUGGCUGCUCUGGAGGAGGCUUCAAAGAAGAUUUUCCUAGCAGUAAAGCAUGAUGGGAGGAUAUCUAUAGUAAAUGGACAUUGUCGAGAAAACUUGACUAGAAAUGGGGUCCAUGCAAAUUACAACAGUGAGGAUGAACAAAGAAGUCUCGCAUGUCCACUUUCUGAGAUUAACAACACAUCCUUAUUGCUAUUUUAUUUACAAGAUUUCUUUACCUUCACAAAAGAAAAGGAAAAAGAAACUGAAAGAUAAAGUAAUCUGUAACUUCCUCAAAGAAUCUAGAGAUGACGUAAAUCACCUCCUAUUACAUUGUUGGUUAGCAUCCACUUUGUGGGGGUGGGGGGAUUCUGAGAUGGCUUGUAUAUGAGUGGGUGAUGCGGCACAAUUUGAAGACUUAAUGGCAAGUCUCGACAUUAAAGACUUAUCAGUUUUCAGCAAAGCUUUGCUGGGCAAAUGGCUUUAGCAAUUCGGGAUGUAGGUUCAAGCUUUUUGGAGAGAGGUGAUAGUUGAUAAAUAGAAGUGGGAUGGAGAGCUAGAGUUGUCCAUAUGCCUAUUGGAUGUGGCUUGUGGAGGAAUAUAUUGAAGGCAUGAGAUGACUUAGUGCUAAUAUAUCAUUCAAGGCAGGAAAUGAAAGGAUGGUUAGUUUCUGGGGAUAAAGGUGGUGGUGGGGAGAUAUUACUGAAAGAUAAUUUUUAGAAUGAAACUUGACGGUACAUCUAAUAGGGGGACACAAGGAGGACAAAACUUUUGGGAUUUUAGAUUUAAAAGGGAUUUCCAUGAUUGGGAGUUAAAUGAGUUCCAAAUUUUGAGUGCCCUACUUCAGGCUAGUUACUCCGGUCAAUAAUCGUGAUGCUUUGUGGUGGGAUUUUGGGAAUAAUAGAGUUUUCUUUUAUGAGAAACUGUUGAUUAGGGAGGAGGUGAUUCUUGUACAAUGCAGUAUGGACUCCAUAGGUGCCGAUGAGGUUUGCCUUUUCUCUUGGCUAGUUACUAGGGGGUGAUCUUGACAACGGAAAAAUUUGAGAAAGCGGAAGAUUGUUUGCAUCACUUGGUGUUUCAUGUGCACGAAAGAGGGCGAGGAUGUCAAUUAUCUUAUUCUACAUUGUGAUUUUACCAUGAUGUUAUGGUGGGAUAUGUUUAAGAGGUUUAAUUAACUCUUGGUUAAUGCCAAAAAUGGUGAAAAAAUUGAUGUUUUGUUGGAGGGGCAGGAGAAGACUUAGGGCACGUAACAUGAUUCCUCUUGCUUUGAUGUGAGAUGUAUGGAUAGAGAAUCAGAAGAACUUCUAAGGGGGUAGAAUCGAGUUAUACUAAGCUUAGGAGUACUCUCCGGUCGCUUAAUUUUCUUUGGUGCACCCAUAGAAACUGGGUGGAAAUAGAAUUCAAAGUUGUUGGAUAGAAACAUGGUUUUACAUAUUCUAUUUGGUGCAUUGAGGGAUCUGUUUUCAUACCUCAGUAUCAACAUCUAUUGGUUAUUAUAAUUUGGUCGAACAAUGCUGAAACAAUUGUUUGCACUCUCCCCAGUUGUAGGCAUUGAAUUUGCUCUAAUGGGGAAUCAUGACUAUCUGCACUUCUAUGUUGUAAGCGGGAGUUCCGACUGCCUAACUUGUGAUUCCCUCCCUAUUCUCCUUGGUAUAAUUUAAAUUUUGAACUUUCGAGCUGCGAAGAAACUUUUGCAUGUCUGUUACAGAA